This is a messenger RNA of Cryphonectria parasitica EP155, 1158 nucleotides long. RefSeq lists its product as uncharacterized. Gene Ontology annotation, cellular component: membrane. The transcript is spliced from 2 exons. The coding region runs from base 1 to 1158 and encodes 385 amino acids. The record is from RefSeq and is a predicted model, not a curated record. Gene Ontology annotation, biological process: transmembrane transport; monoatomic cation transport. Lineage: Eukaryota; Fungi; Ascomycota; Sordariomycetes; Diaporthales; Cryphonectriaceae. Gene Ontology annotation, molecular function: monoatomic cation transmembrane transporter activity.
AUGGCUACUGCCACCCAGACCCGUACCCAUGGUGGCCAUCACCAUCACCAUCAUCCCAACGACAAUGUCUACCUCACCUCUCAGAACAAGAAUGAUGCCGGUGUGCGCAUCACCCGCAUUGGCCUGUACUCCAACCUGGGCAUGGCUGUGGCCAAGUUCAUUGGCGGCUACAUCUUCAAUUCCCAGUCCAUGAUUGCCGACGCCUGGCACUCCCUGACCGAUCUCGCCUCCGAUGUCCUGACCCUUGCGACCGUUUCCUUCAGCCUGCGACCACCCACCGAUAGAUAUCCGUCGGGGUUCGGCAAGGUCGAGAGUCUGGGCUCGCUGGGCGUCUCGGGCAUGUUGCUUGCUGGCGGCAUCUUUAUGGGCAUGAGCAGUCUGGAGUCGCUCUAUGCGCACUUCAUGAUGGAUCCUGCCGCCGCCCACGAGCUGCUUCACCACGGCCACGGGCAUGCGCACGGUGCGCUAUCGAUGGGGCCUAGCAUUCAUGCUGCUUGGCUGGCCGCCGGCACGGUGCUGAUCAAGGAAUGGCUCUACCAUGCGACUAUGAAGGUUGCCAAGGAGCGCAAGUCACAGGUCCUCGCCUCGAAUGCUAUCCACCACCGCGUCGACAGCUGGACCGGCAUCGUCACCAUGCUGAUCAUCGUGGGCGCCAACGUCCUCAAGGAUGCCACCUGGCUCGAUCCCGUCGGUGGUCUCCUCAUCUCCUUCCUGGUCAUCAAAGGUGGCUGGGGCAAUACCCUCUCCUCGCUCUACGAGCUGGCGGAUCGCACCAUCGACGACGAGGUUAAAAAGUCCGUUCGGCGACAGGCGCAGAAGAGCAUCGAGAACAUCAGCCAGGGUCACGAGGUGGAGCUGCGCGACGUGUCGGGUAUUAAGUCGGGCCAGAACUAUCUGAUCGAUGUCGAGCUUGCUGUUCCCGGCGGCUGGACUGUCGAGGACGUGCGCGAGGUCGAGAGCGCCAUCCGCACCCAGAUCGGAGCCAAGGUCCGUGGUGUACGCAAGGUCCGCGUCCGGUUUGUGCCCAAGGAGGCAGCGGCUCAGGGUGCCAAGUUUGACGAGUUCAUUCCCGGCAGCGUGAGCCCUCAGUCUAGCCCCGAGCCGGAGGAAGAGGAACACAGCAAUGGGAAUGGCAUCCAUCACAACAAGCACGACUGA